UCGUCCAUUUUCCGCUUGUGACAGGUUUUUUACUGAGCCUGGACAGAAGACGAUCACAAUGCCAGGAAGAUUGUGGUGCAAGGCUAUCUUUGCCGGCUACAAACGCGGCCUGAGGAACCAGCGUGAGCACACAGCUCUGCUGAAAGUAGAGGGAGUGUACACCCGUGAGGAGGUCGACUUCUACUUGGGCAAACGCUGUGCUUACGUUUACAAGGCAAAGAAGAACACAGUGACGCCUGGUGGCAAGCCUAACAAGACGAGAGUCAUUUGGGGGAAAGUGACACGCGCUCACGGCAGCAGCGGAAUGGUGCGCGCCAAGUUCAGCAGCAACCUGCCCGCAAAGGCUAUUGGCCACAGGGUGCGAGUGAUGCUGUACCCAUCCCGUGUCUAAUGUGGUGGUGUGUACAUAAAAUAAAAAAAAAUCUGUUUCAAAAAUG
Molecule: messenger RNA, 437 nt
Organism: Chanos chanos (milkfish)
Lineage: Eukaryota; Metazoa; Chordata; Actinopteri; Gonorynchiformes; Chanidae
Gene: rpl35a
Product: ribosomal protein L35a
Exons: 5
Coding region: 59-391 (110 amino acids)
Biological process (GO): translation
Cellular component (GO): ribosome
Molecular function (GO): structural constituent of ribosome
Source: RefSeq, a predicted model, not a curated record